Anoplopoma fimbria (sablefish) is the source of this 5978-nucleotide messenger RNA. RefSeq names its product TBC1 domain family member 10B-like. The coding region runs from base 318 to 3077 and encodes 919 amino acids. The record is from RefSeq and is a predicted model, not a curated record. The transcript is spliced from 11 exons. Lineage: Eukaryota; Metazoa; Chordata; Actinopteri; Perciformes; Anoplopomatidae.
CGUAGCUGUCAGUAGGAAAUGCAGGCUGCUGCUGCUGGAUGUAGCUAGCGUUCUCCGCUGAGCGUGGACACACCAAACAAAGAAACCCCUUUUUAUUUCAGAAUGAAAACUGUCCUGUAGAAAGCUGCUCGCUUAUAGAGAGGAUUGUCUCGGAGAAGUCGUAAUGUCUCACUGAGAGGAGCAGGUGAGGAGAACCGGAGCAGUGGCGGGGGGAGCGUACGGGUAGGAACACCCCCUCUCUCUCCUCCUUCCCUUGGAUCAUCCAGGCGGACGGAUCACGGUGACACGCCGGCUGUGGGAGAGAUCAGAGUGGAAUCAUGGCUGAACUCUUCACGCUAUCCCCAUCACCCCCUGCGUUGGGUGAUCCUCAUGCAGCUCCAUCCGUCCCUCCAUCCUCAUCAGCAGCCCCCGCACCAGAGUCUGCCAGGGAGACGCCCACGCCCAGGUCUUCCCUCUACAACGACAAAGCUUUGACUGGAAACACUCCUGGAGCACAGUCAGCGGAGUUGAGUUCACCCUUAACUCCAAACCCAUCCUUGAGUCCUCCCAAACUCACUGCUGAGACCCCCCUCACUUUAUUGGUACACGAGGCUGCUCCUGCUCCACAGACAGAGGACUCGGCAGGGACGGUUUCAGAGACUGGAGCUCAUGUUAUUAAGCAGGAAACGAUGAGCAGUGACCCACCAGCUGCAGAGCUCUUUAAUACUGACACAGAGACUCCAGCACUGCCAAAUGAGCCGUCAACUCAGAGCGAAGUGCAACAGGCAUCCCCAUCUCCUGAUCUCAAUCCUGGUCCUAAUCUCUACCCCAAUGUGCAUGUCACACACAAUCCAAAUCCUGUCAGGGAUGAUAUUCAAUUUACAGUGGGUCAACCCCCCAUCGCUGUGGCUUCCAUUUCCACGCCUACUCCUGAAGAAUCAACCGUUACGGCUGCAUCAGCAACCGCAGAAGAGGAGAAACCUCAGCCACCUCAACAAGCACAAAACCCUGAAAGUCUGCCUCCUCCUGUCUCCCCGAAGCCUGACACUCCCAUUGAAGCAAAGAAAGCAGAACUUCCCAGCACCCCCACCAGAGUCGAACUCCCCAGCCCGACUGUCCCACUGAUCCAAGAACCAGCCUUCCCGCUGCCCAGCCCCAAACCCCGGCCGGCCCCUGACACCCUCAGCUACCUAGAGUCAGCCAGCAUGAUGUCGGGGACAUUGGAGUCUCUAUCUGGGCUCGGAGAGGACGGGAGCUCUGUGGGCUCAGACUCAGAGAUCAAUGGCAUGGCUGUCAGACGCACUGAUAAAUAUGGCUUCCUAGGUGGGACUCAGUACAGUGACACAGGUGAAAAGGAAGUUCGAGUUGAAGUAGCCAGACAAAGGGAGGUAAAGUGGCUUGAUAUGUUCUACAACUGGGAUAAAUGGAUCAAACAUCGCUUCCAGAAGGUGAAGUUGCGCUGCAGGAAGGGGAUUCCAUCGUCUCUCAGAUCCAAAGCCUGGCAGCUGCUGUCCAACAGCCAAGAGCUCCUGGAUGCCAACCCUGGAAAAUUUGAUGAGCUGGAGAGAGAGCCGGGAGAAGCUAAAUGGCUGGACAUUAUAGAGAAAGAUCUCCACAGACAGUUUCCCUUCCAUGAGAUGUUUGCUGCUCGUGGUGGCCACGGGCAACAGGAUCUGUACCGGAUCCUGAAGGCCUACACCAUCUACCGGCCCGACGAGGGCUACUGCCAGGCCCAGGCUCCGGUGGCUGCAGUGCUGCUCAUGCAUAUGCCUGCUGAGCAAGCUUUUUGGUGCCUCGUUCAGAUAUGCGAGAAAUAUCUUCCCGGCUACUACAGCGCUGGACUGGAGGCGAUCCAGCUGGACGGUGAGAUCUUCUUCUCCCUGUUGCGGCGUACGUGUCCAAUGGCGUACCGACAUCUUAAGAAGUUCAAGAUCGACCCAAUUCUCUACAUGACGGAGUGGUUCAUGUGCAUCUUCUCACGCACCUUGCCAUGGGCCAGUGUACUGCGUGUAUGGGACAUGUUCUUCUGUGAAGGGGUGAAGAUAGUGUUUCGUGUGGGUCUGGUGCUUCUGAAACAGAUGCUCGGCUCUGUGGAUAAACUGCGUGAAGUACAGGGCAUGUAUGAAACCAUGGAGCGUCUAAGGAACAUCGCACCUGACGCUAUCAGAGAGGACAUAUUGGUACAGGAGAUCAUCAUUCUCCCGGUGACGGAGUCGCUCAUAGAGAGGGAGUGCAACAUCCAGGUGAGGAAGUGGAGGGAGUCCAGAGGGGAGCUGACACACCAGCCCGCCCGCCGCCUCCACGGUACGAGGGCCAUCUUCGAGUACAAACGCCGCGCCGCCUCCAUCAGCUCCGGCGGCAGCUUCUCGUUCCUGGGAAGCUCGAUCCCGCCGCCCGGACCCCUCCGGGCCUCAUCCAGCCUGCUCUCACUCCCUGGCUUCCGCAGGUCAAAGGCUCCUUUUCAAACCAAGAAGGGCUCCUUCUCGGGGCCCUCUGGGAUGGAGGGCCUGACGCUUAAGACAUCAAGCCCGGAGCGAGGCCCCAGCCAUAAGCCACCUAUUCCUCCAGGAGCCGCUCAGAGGGCACCGGCACCCCACAUUCGGAGCCCCUUAGUCGGAGGUGCAUCUGGCUCAUCAUCUGGGCCGACUCAGGCGUCAGAGAACCCCCCAGCACAGAGCCAGUCUGCUGCUUCAGCCCCAACAGGAAGCCCAGCACCACCGCCCAGCACUCUGUCCCCCUCCCCGAAGAUCGUCUCCGAGCAAAUCACUCCCAACCUCCCCUCUCCUACGGCGAAUAACACCCCUCUGACGCCAAUUCAAGAUUCAAAAAAAGAAGCGGCGCCAGCGGCCGACGUCCCAGCCGGAGAGGAAGAGGUGAAGAAGAAGAAGAGGAGCAAAGAAGACAAGAAGAAGGAAAAGGAAGAUGACAAGAAAAAAAUGAAGGAGAAGAAAGAGAAGGACAAGGCUGAAAAAGAGAGGUUCAGGAAGGAGAAAGAGAGGCUAGAAAAAGAGAAGAAGAAAGGGGGGAAGAAAAAGGACAAAGGGGGAGGAGAAGCGGAGGACAAGAACGGAGCUGCAGCAACAAGAGAUUCGGCCUAGUUCCCCACUCGUCAUUCCAGGAUAAAGAAAAGGGACGCUGAACAAAAGAACAGGUCAGGGGAACAAAAGACCCCCAGACACAGAACGAGUGAUUAAUAAAAAAGAGAUGGGGUGGCUUCAUGUACAACACAUCAUUUCAAAGACUUAAUGUAGUCCUAGGACUAUGGUGGAGAAAACUGGAUCUUGGUUUUAAUAGCACCUCGAGGGGCUUUUAACCGUCGCUCAAUGCUUUUUCUUUUUCACCAACUUUUAGCAAGAUGGGACAAAUUUCCUUUUUUCAACUGGAGCAUGGACUGUGAAUUACAGAUUACAGUCUUUAUCUCUUUUAGUUUUUUAUUAUUUUACAAAUUCUUCCUCAUUUUUAUUAUUUUAAUCAGAUUGAUGGCAGUGUUUAGAGAAAUAUUGACUCAAAGGAUUGUUGAACUGAAGGUUUGCAGGAAUAGUGACGGUGCCAUAGAGUAUGUAAAUAUAAGGUCUACCUAAAGCACAUAGGAUCCUGUUAGCACUCCACAAGCCCCGUCGUUUCUCCUCUGUGGACUCGUAAUCUCGAUGCCUGCGACAAACAGAAAAAGAAAACCCUUUGAAGUCGUCUCAAACACAGGCACUGAAGGCAGAAAUGCUAGUAAUGUUGUUGAGGAUGUAUUUAUUGUCAUGUUAAAUGUUGUGAGUGAGUGUGUGCCUUAGUAGUGUAGUGAAAUGUGUUACUGUUCUGUGUGUAGCCUCCCUGUUUUCAGUCUCCCUCUGGCUGCUUUUUUUUUUUUUUUAAUCCCUGAGUGGUUCUCCCCAAAUUCUUCUUUCAGUGGAAUAAAUCUGAAGGGGGAAAUGGCCGAAAACAGGGCGAACUUUAAGAAUACAACCAGGCACCGUGAAGUGUAUGUGUUUUGUUUUUUUUGUCUCUGACAAAAGAAAACACAGGGAGCUUUUUAUUGUUUUUAUUUCAAUUUAUUGUGUCUGAGGUUGAAUUUUGCAAAAAAGCGUGCAUAAUUGAUAAACUAGUUGCGUGACAAUUUGCAAUACCCAGCAGUGACCGUGCACGAGUCCUGCAGACCAAAUCUGUAAAAUUAGUAUUAUUUUUGCUUCUGACGAACAAAAUUCCUCCGUGUGUGUUUUUAUUUAGCCAAAUUUCAGCAUGGGUGAGAACACGAGUUCAUGAGCCCAUUAGAAUGUGAUUUCAAGUUUCUUAAAGAGAAUGAAGGAAGAUUUUGGCACUUGUGAUUUGGUCACAAAGUACCACUGAAGUCGACCACUCCGUUAGUGUAGUGACGUAGAAAACGAGAGUCUCGGCCGGUUUCAUGGUGUGAAAUCUGCCUGGAGGACCUAUAGGAAGCCACUUGACUGGAGGUGCCAGGUGUGCCAAUGUAGCAUUAACCUCUGAUCUUUGACCUUCGGGCUCUGGUGUAUUUAUGUACAAAGUGGUUAAUUUAAUCAAAUAUAGUAUAUUAUGAAUUAUUAUUAUUAUUAUUUUGCAUCUGACUAUUUUUCUAUGUGAGUGAGAGACACCUGGUUGACUGGAACGAUGGCCGACUACACGCAGUGUGGUUGCAGGGGGAUCAUCUAUGUGUUUAUUUUUAGUUUAUUUUCUUUGCACGCCAAGUCCUCUGCUUCUACACCACAAAACUCAAUGCAUGUCGUUGCUAUUAUUUAAGUUUAUUGUCACUGUUGGUUUGGUCAGCUAAAGGUUCACGAGUCUCCGGUUUACUGAAGUGCAGUAUUAAACAGACUUGAGUAACGGGCCUCCGACGGAGAAAACAGUGAGCCGAGUCGUUCAGACAGAAUUUUUGGGAGUUGAAGGUCUUAAUCGUACUGUAUAAUAUACUAAAAAGUGAUUUAUGAGCUUUGAAUCGUUCAUUAAUUGGAGAUCUUGAGUAUGUCUGUCUCACCAACUUGUGUUGUAACACUCAUGAUGACUUAAGGACUAACUCCCUAACCUAUUUACACUCAGUGUUCUGUACUGUAACAUAUUUAUGCAUACGUUUAACUGCACUGAACCCCAUCAGUAUACGAUGAAUAGUGCCAGGUAGUUAGUGUAAAACCAUUUGAUGGCAAAAAAAAGCAUUGAUGCUCUUUAACUGUACUGUUUUUGUAGUUAAGGAUUAGAGGGACUUUCGUGUAAUUGUAGCCAACAUAUGUCCUGCAUUUUCAACGUUUUUUUUUCACUUAAACUUGUCAUUUAGAUUUAUAAACAUCCUCCUCCAUCCUCCCUCCUUUCUUUUGACACCGGUGCAUUCAUAGGCACAGAUUAGUGUAGUGUUAGUGACGAUAACCUGAACACAUCUAUGCAAACCCGCCUCCAUCACGACCGCUGAUGGUGCGCGGUGACAGCAGCACUGAUUUAAACCUCCUGAUCUUCAGGAUCAGUUUGGUGCCGUGGGAAGAAAUAAUUUUGUGCUUCAGUCGCUUUUUUUCUGAGCACGCUUUCAUUCCCGUGGGAUACAAUAUUUUAUGAGCAAUACUUCCUCGCAGCUCAUGUCUUGGUGAUAAUGUAAUUUCUCUUAUUUCAGAGGGCUCGAGAUGCCUUGAUGAUCAAAACUAAUAAUCUCGCUAGCUUGUGGAAUCAGCACUGCAAUAUUGAGGACGAAUCAAGAAAUCCAUUUCUAUCAGGUCCUUUGCGCAUUUCUGCAUCGAUCCUGAAACUGUCGUUCUUGAUGCAAGUUGAUUGAGAAUGACUUCCCACUAAUGCAAAACGUUUUAAGAAGCAUUUCAGCUGUUUGUUUGUUUUUUUUCUCCCCCAUGCCGUUACAUCUUUUGUGUUUUUAAGUUUACAUUGUCACUCUCUCUGGUGAAAGUGAAAUAAAAUCAUAUAGCUAAUUGAAUUCAUUCCUUCAGAUCUACAACUGAUGUAUUUAAUUGAUGAUGAUAAUGACAUUUGUGAUGAGUAAUAAACCAUAAUAUAUUAAAUCA